GCGAUCCGCCGGGCCGGUGUCAUUGGCGAAGGGGACGAUGUCUCACUGCAGCCGCGCCGCCGCCCGCCUCCUGGGCCGCUUCCUCCGCCUGCAACAGAAUGGAGUACGACACUGCUCCUACUCGGCAUCAAGGAAAAAUCUGUAUAUUAACAAAAAUACAAAGGUUAUCUGUCAGGGUUUUACAGGCAAACAGGGCACCUUUCACAGCCAGCAGGCGUUGGACUAUGGCACCAAUCUAGUUGGAGGAAUUUCUCCAGGGAAAGGGGGAAAAACUCAUCUGGGUCUGCCUGUGUUUAAUUCUGUGAAGGAGGCCAAAGAACAAACUGGUGCUUCUGCCACUGUUAUAUAUGUACCUCCUCCGUUUGCUGCUGCCGCCAUCAAUGAAGCAAUCGAUGCAGAAAUGCCCUUAGUUGUAUGCAUUACUGAAGGUAUUCCCCAGCAGGAUAUGGUUCGGGUUAAACACAGACUGCUUCGGCAGGAUAAGACUCGACUAGUGGGCCCGAACUGCCCUGGUGUCAUCAAUCCUGGAGAAUGUAAAAUUGGUAUCAUGCCUGGUCACAUUCACAAGAAGGGAAGAAUUGGUAUUGUGUCAAGAUCUGGAACCCUGACAUAUGAAGCUGUUCAUCAGACAACGCAAGUUGGAUUGGGGCAGUCUUUCUGCGUUGGGAUUGGAGGUGAUCCCUUCAAUGGAACUAAUUUUAUUGACUGCCUUGAUGUCUUCCUGAAGGACCCUCAUACUGAGGGGAUCAUAUUGAUUGGGGAAAUUGGAGGAAAUGCUGAAGAAGAUGCAGCAGCAUUCUUGAAAGAAAAUAAUGCUGGUCCAAAUGCCAAGCCAGUAGUGUCAUUCAUAGCUGGUCUGACUGCUCCUCCAGGCAGGCGGAUGGGACAUGCUGGAGCAAUCAUUGCUGGGGGAAAGGGUGGAGCUAAAGAGAAGAUAGCAGCUCUUCAGAGCGCUGGUGUUGUUGUCAGCAUGUCUCCUGCUCAGCUAGGUAGCACCAUAUACAAGGAGUUUGAGAAAAGGAAAUUGCUGUAAGAGAAGACACUUCGGAAUACUGUCUCCAAAACAUCAGUGCAGCACCUGGCCUCUGCUUAUCUUUUGUCUGCUAAUCUUCAGUUGUCCAAACGACUGACACUGGUCUAUGAAUUUGACUUGGAAGCCAUAAACCUCCUGGCUAAACCUGUUUUUGAUGUCUCCUUGGUUCAGACAUGAUCACCUCAUUGUAAAUCACAGCAAAUUAAUAAAUCUACUACUAAACCUGA
Molecule: messenger RNA, 1260 nt
Organism: Gavia stellata (red-throated loon)
Lineage: Eukaryota; Metazoa; Chordata; Aves; Gaviiformes; Gaviidae
Gene: SUCLG1
Product: succinate-CoA ligase GDP/ADP-forming subunit alpha
Exons: 9
Coding region: 38-1033 (331 amino acids)
Biological process (GO): tricarboxylic acid cycle
Cellular component (GO): mitochondrion; succinate-CoA ligase complex (ADP-forming)
Molecular function (GO): succinate-CoA ligase (ADP-forming) activity; succinate-CoA ligase (GDP-forming) activity
Source: RefSeq, a predicted model, not a curated record